Molecule: messenger RNA, 4394 nt
Organism: Drosophila teissieri
Lineage: Eukaryota; Metazoa; Arthropoda; Insecta; Diptera; Drosophilidae
Gene: Nup160
Product: nuclear pore complex protein Nup160 homolog
Exons: 14
Coding region: 88-4326 (1412 amino acids)
Cellular component (GO): nuclear pore
Molecular function (GO): structural constituent of nuclear pore
Source: RefSeq, a predicted model, not a curated record
ACACUACUACUGAGCGUGUUUACGCCGGUGCCGCCAAUAAUUUUCUGUUUUCCUAGAGGUUGUGUACUAUUUUAUUGUUUUAGCACGAUGCCCACAUCCAAACUGCACGCCAACAUGAGCUACCGGGAGGUCAUACCGAAGAACCUCAGUCCGGCGGAGUGGAUCGAGGUGAAAAUAAACACGGGAACCCAGAGCACUUUGCAGGAUUUAAAAACCUUUGAAACCUCCGGCGGCUACUGCUACAAGAGCAGGAGGAACAUUCAAACCAGGAACCGUUUCAUAUAUUGGCGGGCAUACCAAGAUGUCCUGGAACUAUCAGAGGUCAGCCUGGACAUCUCCCUGCAGAGGAAUCACCUGCGUCUGCGAUUUACCGACUCCGCUGUGCUGAAUGUAUCGCUCACGGAGCAAAGCAAGUCCGUCACCCUGCUGGUGGUCACGGUCAGCAGUGUGCACCGCUAUGUUUUCCCCCUAAAGAUCGCUGGCCAGGAAGGGGGUGCUGCCUCUCCUGAGGAUCUGUUGUCCCAGUCCAUUUUCUACGACGUCAAUGACAAGAUGAACGAUCCCAGCACCUUUUAUGUCACGGAUGGCUUUGGAACUAUGCCCAAUGUGGCUGUAUCGUACCUCUCACAGAACUCGCAAUCGGCCUACUUUGUAGUGGCGUAUCAAAGCAAACUGCUGCUUCACGUUAUGAACUGCGCCACCGGCCACACCAUCACCCACGAAAUCAAGGAGCCGCAUCUAAUGCCUCGGUUUCUGUCGAAUCUCAAGGGUGCCCUUACCGGCCGCUCAGAAACGCUGGAGGCAGCUACGUCCAUGGCUUUCAGUGAAAUCGAAGGGGAUAUUUUCAUUCUGGUUCUGUAUCGCAGUAAUGAGUUGCGUCUAUGGUCAGUGGAUAGCUUGCAGACUGUAGCCAGCAUUAACUGCUCCCCCGGGUUGGGGCAAGGAGGCUCAGCCGCUCAAGGACCUCAAAACAACCAGCUCCGAAAAAUAAGCGAUCAGAACUUCUGUCUAUUUCUCUCGCACGAUUCCCGAGCUGAGUUUAUCUGCAUUAGCAUAAUGCCCGAUGCCGACGAGGCCAGCGGUAUCAAUUUGGUGCAGAACGUGGUGCCGGCGCCUCAAAUGGAUCUGGUCGACUUCGAUGCCACAUCCUCGCACAUCUGGGCUCUUUGGAGCAACGCUGAAGGCGAUUUCCAUGUCUCUGCAGCUUACUUUGGUUCAAAUAACUCAAUCAAAUGGGUUUCUGCUGCUCUAGAACCGCCACCGGAUCGGUAUUGCCUGACCAUGGAGCAGGGAGUGGAUCCACGCGAAACUUACUGCAGCUACAUCUUUCAUCCUGGUCGAUUUGACCGAAAUGUAAUUGCCAAGGCUUUAUAUAUGUUCAGGCGCGUUAAUCUGCAAUUCGAUGUGAAGCAACUUUCCAUGUCAGUGCUCAAGGAGCAGGUAUGCCAGGCCGUGGAAGAUGAAAUCCAGAACGAACUAAAAGACUUUGUGGUCACGGACGAGGAGUACUUGGAGAUAUCCACUCGGCUGUGGGAUCGCUUUUACUCAUGCUGCGAACAGUAUCACAUUAAGUUUUCCGAGCCGACUGGACUCGCCGUUCUUGGUGGAAUGGAUGCAGUAUGUUUGGUUAGAAGACAAUCAUUCGCAUUGCUGCGUCCCUGUGAAGUCCUCGAGCACCUGUUGCUCAUCGGGGAGCACAACGACGAAGUGGCCACAUACGUGGCGCCACUAUUUCGCAACGAUCCCGAAAUGGCCAAGGGUUUUGUGGACCUCAUGAAUGUGGUGACGCUGCUUGAUAAACUGAUUUCGGAGGACAUUAAAAUCGAUCUAGACAAGCAACUUUACCAGCGCGAGUCGCCGGUUGAAGUGAUAUCCAAGCUGGUGGCUAGGAUCACUGUGGGCGAUGAUAAUGGUCCGAUGCUGCCAUCAAACUGCGUUAAGCAAAUUCACCAGAAGCUGCAGGCCAUACCAAAUCUUAAACCCGCUUUGGAAAUGCUGCUCGAUGUGCUGUGUAUAAUUGAUCCAGAUGCACCGCCGCAUGAUUACUCCCUUUCUACACGCUUUUUACAGUCGUCUGGAGCUCUUAUGGGUAGCGAAUAUGGACUCUCUAUAUUGUCCGAAACAGUCAAGCAAAUGGCAAUGAUACGGUUUUCUGUUUGCCGAAACCUUUUGGUGUUGCAGUACAUGGCUUAUGGACAGAACGGAAUGGAAAGCGAAAAUAUUUUAACAAACAUCAAUUAUCUGAACUCGUAUUAUACUCUGGUUUGGAUUGCCGAGACACCCAUUUCAUCGAGUACCCCAGCUGGAUUCGAGGCAUCUAUUCAACGAUUGAGCCGCGCACAACUGUUCAGCGGCUAUACCCGGCCAUACUCCAGCCAUCUAAGACAUAAUGGAAACGAUCAGACCACGCUGCUCCGACUGUUCCUGGAAUCGAAAGGCCUGUUCAGUGCUUUGUCUAUGCUGCUAAAGAAUGACAGUUUGUCGCUCGAGUCGGAGCAAUUGAAUCUGCGCCAGACGUUGCUCCAACUAGUGGGAUACAUCAAUAAGAUGCUUUGGCCCGGAUCUCCGAUUUACGUAUUUCCGGAAUGGUUAUUCGGGACCUGCCAUCACAUCAUUGUGCAGGACUAUGUGCGCAUUUUGUCAAACUGGUGUACUGUAAAAAGCCAUGCCAGACGCUUUAUGCUGGCCGUAUCCCUAUUGGAUUGCGGAGAGGCCCACAAGACCCUGCAUCUCUUUCAACAGACGGCGCCUGGCGUAGUGGAGGAUGACUUCCUCUUUGAGCAUGUGCUGAAAAACACCCCGCUGUACAGCAAAUUACAGGAGAGCGUCAGCCGGGGCGAUACAAUUUCCCCUGAAGAUACUAAACUGGCCAUUGUUCACUAUUAUCUGAAAGUUAUCCAGCUUUUUGAACAGCAUUCCGCGCUGGACUACGUUAUUCAACUGGCCGACAUGGCCAUGAGUGUGCUGCAAGCAGAUGAUCCUCAAUUGCCCAUGUUCCAGUCGAUAGUGUUCAAUAAUCAUCUGCAGUUAGGACACUACGAGGAGGCCUACAGCGCCUUAGUCAACAAUGCCGAUACUUCAAGGCGAAAGGAUUGCCUUCGUCAGUUGGUCAUAACGCUGUUCCAGAACAAAUGCCUGCCCCUGCUUAUGCAGUUUUCCUACAUUGGAUUGCAAGACGAGUUCGAGAGCAUUGUUGAAUCCCGUGCACGGUCAAUGAGCAUCGAUCAGAACGAAGUCUACAACUUUUUGUAUGCAUUCCAUACGAACAAGGGUAACAUGAGAAAAGCUGCUACGGUUAUGUAUGAGCAGGCUAUGCGGUUUCAAGUGGACAGCGAUGCCCCGAAUGCGCUAGAGAAACGUUGUUCCUCGCUGUUGAUUUGCCUAAACUGUUUGCACCUAGUUGACAACCGCUACAGAUGGAUUGCCAAGCCCACUAUUGGCGAUGAGCGGGUAGUUGCCAUAGAUCAGGAUAACGAUGAUGGUGAGCCCAAGGGUGAUGAGGACAAGAGUGGCCAGGAGGUGGUUGUUCUAGAGCUCGCCGAUAUACGAAGGGAACUGGUGCACGCAGAAGCUUUACGUGAGCUUUCCUUCUACCGCAAAGAUGCAGCUGCCUACGAGCGGGCGACACCAGAAGAGCUAUCUUACCUGCUGGCUAGUUGUGGCCUGUACACCGCAGCUUUGAAACUCUCGCGAGGACACUCAUUCUCUGUGCUACCCAUAUUUGAGAGUCUGACAGCCGCUUGUGUCGCUGCCACAGAGGACAAGUCGGUGGACGCCUGGAACUGGCUGCAAAACAAUGACAUGGCAGAUCUUCCUCAUCGAAGUAAUGCUGCCGAUAUGGCCUGGACAUUGCUUCAAAAACUGGUUGUGGAUAACGAGGCAAAAGACUCUACCUUGAUAAGAAAGAGCGUGGUUCAAAGGCUUCUGCUCUUGAACGCCUUCUUGCCACAGUGGCUGAUAGACUCCUACAAGUUAUCCCACUCUCGGGAACUUCUCCACUUAUUUGUGAAGCACAAUCGUCUGCUGGAAGCCGCGGAUCUGGGAUGUGAAAUGAUCGCCGGCAUGCUGGGAGCAGGCAGCGAGUACUUUGAAUUUAAGCACUCGGUGAACGUAACAAAUCCGCAGCUCUCCUUUCCCAUUAACACGAUCGACUUGCUUCUGCACGGCUUAAAGAUUAAUGGCAAGGAGGAUAUGGAUUAUGAAAUGGCUUACAUUAAACUCGAAGAAGAGGUUCAAAGAUACAUUGAGACCAUAAAGCGCACCACCGAUGAUAAGAUGAGCAUGGCCAUCCUGCAGAGGCGACAAGAGCUUCAGCAACAACAUUAGAUCGUUUUAAUCAGUUUAUUUGAUAAGUUUUUUGAAUUAAAUACUAAAGUGUGUAAAUCCUUUAAAAA